Messenger RNA from Adineta ricciae, 399 nucleotides. The record is from the annotation of a GenBank genome assembly. NCBI's taxonomy places the organism in Eukaryota, Metazoa, Rotifera, Eurotatoria, Adinetida, Adinetidae.
AUGAAUAUUACUAACAAUUUAACAACUCUAUUUAAUGUCUUUGUCACAGAAAACGGUAAUAUCUAUGUUGACCUGAGUUUCACUCUAUAUGUUGCUGAUUGCACCAACGAUCGAAUACAACGUUUGCGUGUAAAUCUUCAAAUGGUUUUACGGGAAAUAUGCAAAAACCAAUGGCUCUGCGACAUAUUAACUGAGCUACACCGUCAAAUGACAUAUGGAAACAGUGAGAAUCUCAUUCUCAAUCCAAGAAGAUUUUCGAUUGACCUUGACGGAAACACGAUCAACUACUGGAUGCACUUAAUCGAAUACGCACUAGCCAAUAAGACCAAAAGUACAUGUUCUUGCAGAAUCUUUGUAGCUUUUAAAUAUUUCGUAUCGUAUAAAAUUGAACAGCAAUAA